AUGUAUAUGUGCAUGUACGUACACACGUAUAUAAAUAUAAAAUAUAAAUACAUAUAUAAAUAUAAUAUAAAAUAUAAAUAUAAUGUAAUAUAUAUAAAAUAUAAAUACACACAUGUGCACAUUCAUACACAGACGUAUAUACGCAAACACACUCGUACACACAUGCACACGCACGUAUACGCAUUUGUAUAUUCGUACACACAUACGGACACACACGCGUACACACUCGUACACUCAUAUACACAAGCGUACACAUACGUAUACACGCACGUAAACACUCAUCCAGAGAUGUACACGCGCAAACACACUUGUACACACGUACAGGACCGCGUAGAAGGACGAAUGCUUUUAUACAGCAAAUGA
Molecule: messenger RNA, 363 nt
Organism: Loa loa (African eye worm)
Lineage: Eukaryota; Metazoa; Nematoda; Chromadorea; Rhabditida; Onchocercidae
Product: T-cell receptor beta chain ANA 11
Exons: 1
Coding region: 1-363 (120 amino acids)
Source: RefSeq, a predicted model, not a curated record